GUCCAAGCCGGGAACAGCAUGAGUGUCAUGGCGCUGCUGGCGAGAGUAGCUGCUAAAAGCUGUCGGUCGACGCUGUCCGGGUUCUCUAAAGGGUUGUUCUGUGGUGUUUUACAGCCAGGCUGGCUUCAAAGUUGCAUUGGAGCUAAAAGGCAUUUGUUGUCCGAAAAUGCUCUCAAACUGCAAGACUUCCAGCACACCAAGCUGGAUGUGGCUCGCAAAAUUACUGGAUCAGAGGGAAAUAAUUUUGAGCUGAUCAAACAGAAGAUGCAAGGACACAAGUUGAUUCUGCGAGAGGACCUGAAGCUUCUCCUUUACCUGUGCGAAACUCCGGAGGAUAUGCAGAUAGCCAGGGAAGCCAUCUACAGGUACCACACAGAGAAUCAUAACAUGCUGCACGGAGACUACAGGUUUGGCACGAUCUUUAUGAGACUUUGCUAUGAGCUCGGUCUGGAGGAAUUGGCUGCAGCAACAAUAACAGACGAGAAAAUGAAAGGAUUUUUCCUUGACAAGACCUCUUUUAACAUCGCCAUUGAUUUGUUAUUUCUUAAAGGCUCAUAUGAACGUGCAAUGGACGUGCUUAGAACCAUGAGUAACCAAGGUAUUCAAUUCAACAAAGACACAGUGGUGUUGGCGACUGGUACCUACUAUAAACUGAACACGGCAGACUCCUACAGGAACUGCAUCGAUCUCAUAGAAGAACAACAAACCAAAGGAUGCUUUAUCCCUCGACAUGCGUACUGCUUUGCUGUUGCGUUGGCGCUAAAGCAGAAUGACUUAGAAAAGGCGCGUUUGCUGUAUUCGCAGAUUUUUAAGACGGACAACAAAAUGUGCUCAAGUUUUAAGGUGAUUAUCCAGGCAAUGUCGGGAGAAAUUUCAGAGGCCGUUUCAGUCUUAUGCAUAUCCAUGUAUCCUGAAAGCCGCUUUUUUGAGAAAAAGCCUGAAUUUACUCGAGAUGCGGUGGAUUUUCUCCGUUUGCAGGCUAACGGCACACAACUCCAGAUGAAAGUGGAACAGAUUGUGACUGAGCUUGAACAAGCUGGUCAGGUGACCGAUGAGACCCUUGAUGAAAUGCUGUGCCGAACUCCAAGUGGGAAAAAACCCCCGGUGCGGAGGGAGGAACCGAAGACCAGCACAAGGACUCUGAUGCCUCUGCAGCCUCUGUGGCAUACUCUGUUUUCAGAGUGAGGCUUGAGCUGAUGGGAUACAGUUAAUUUUGUCAGGAGUGAUGAGGAUAGAAUGCUUCAGGUCUGCUCUCAUUACCUUAUGAGAUCUUUGUUACCGGUGGAUGUAUGAACAGUAUUGGUCCUGCAGAUACAAAAAUCUAGCAUUCAGUCAUGAGUUGUAUCAAAAACCUGCAGAUACUUUGUACACACCUGCUGGCUCCAAUCUGCAAUGUUUCCUUAAACACACAUACUGCAGACAUGUCCUUGACCCUGUGUCUACCCUGUCCUUCAAUAGAAAGCUGCUGGAAGAAAUAAGAUAAGCAAUAUCUUAGAUUUUCUUGCGAACAUGUCAUAAAAUCUUGAGUCAUUUUGUUUGUUUUGUAUGUGCGCUUUAGAUGUGUGAAUUACACAUUAAAGAUAUAUGGAAAAUUUAAUAAUUAAACAUAGAAACAAAAAAAGAUGGGUUUCUUAUUUGUUUUUUGUCAUACAAACCAAAGAUCUAAUAUGCAAUGGCUGCAUAUCAGACCUUGUAAAAUAAAAUUAAUGUGUGAACACA
Austrofundulus limnaeus is the source of this 1719-nucleotide messenger RNA. It is a transcript of the gene ptcd2, whose product is annotated as pentatricopeptide repeat domain 2. Gene Ontology annotation, cellular component: mitochondrion. The coding region runs from base 19 to 1185 and encodes 388 amino acids. The record is from RefSeq and is a predicted model, not a curated record. Gene Ontology annotation, biological process: multicellular organism development; regulation of mRNA processing; mitochondrion organization. Gene Ontology annotation, molecular function: protein binding; RNA binding. NCBI's taxonomy places the organism in Eukaryota, Metazoa, Chordata, Actinopteri, Cyprinodontiformes, Rivulidae. The transcript has 10 exons.